Aureobasidium pullulans EXF-150 is the source of this 1935-nucleotide messenger RNA. RefSeq lists its product as uncharacterized. The record is from RefSeq and is a predicted model, not a curated record. NCBI's taxonomy places the organism in Eukaryota, Fungi, Ascomycota, Dothideomycetes, Dothideales, Saccotheciaceae. Gene Ontology annotation, biological process: vacuolar transport; protein localization to membrane. The transcript is spliced from 2 exons. Gene Ontology annotation, cellular component: endosome; fungal-type vacuole membrane. Bases 1 to 1935 code for a protein of 644 amino acids.
AUGCGUCUUCCCGAGAUAACCUUGUCGCUAUGUGCGCUGCUGCUGUUAGGACCAUCCAGCGUAGCAUCUUUCUACCUCCCAGGAGUCGCACCGACGAAUUACCAAACCGGAGACCGAGUACCCCUCACAGUCAACCGCCUAACGCCCUCCCAAUCAGAACAAGACACCCAAGUCCGAUCCGUCUUCGCCUUCGACUACUACCACCAUGCCUUCCACCACUGCGAGCCAGAAGGCGGUCCUAAGCAAAAGAGCGAGAGUCUAGGAAGCAUCCUGUUCGGAGACCGUAUCCAGACUUCCCCGCUGGAACUAUACAUGGGCAAGAAUGAGUCUUGCAAGGCUGUCUGCGGAAAACAGACUUUCCAAGCUCGCGACAGCAAGUUUGUGAAUCGUCGCAUCUUGCAGAACUACAAUGUCAAUUGGAACAUUGAUGGCCUGCCGGCUGCGCAAAAGAUGAUUGAUGCCAACAACGACAUCUUCUACAGUCCUGGCUUUGCCCUGGGUCAGGUACAUGGUGUUGAGACGCAGACUCCUGUCCUCAAUACCCACUAUAACAUAUACGCAGAAUUCCAUGAGGCUGCUCAAGGUCAAUUCCGCGUUGUUGGUGUCUUGGUCGAGCCGGCAUCAUCAUCGGAAUCCAAGCUGUUGGAUGAUGGCAAGGUUCAAUGCGGAGAUAUCGCCCACCCUCUCAUUCUGUCCGAGAAGGAUGCUACAGAUGUUGUCUGGACAUACAGCGUUUACUGGAUACCCUCGCCCACUUCCUUUGCUACCCGUUGGGACAAAUACCUGCACGUUUACGACUCACGCAUCCACUGGGUUUCGCUGACCAUCUCUGCCAUGAUCGUCGUCGCUCUUGUCGGCAUGGUCUCUACCAUCCUCCUCCGUACUCUGCGCAAGGAUAUCGCCCGCUACAACCGCCUCGAUGACCUCGGCCUCGACGACUUUGGCGAGACCAACCUUGACGACACAGUGCAAGAAGACUCUGGUUGGAAGCUGGUACACGGCGAUGUCUUCCGCCCACCAAAGCAUCCCAUGAUCUUGUCGAUUCUGGUCGGUAACGGCGCCCAGCUCUUCAUGAUGACCGGUUUCACCAUUGCUUUUGCUCUGCUUGGUUUCUUGUCCCCCUCCAACCGUGGAUCGCUGACUACGGUAAUGGUUAUGCUGUAUACCUUCUUCGGCGCCGUUGGAGGAUAUGUCUCCGCAAGAGUUUACAAGUUCUUCCACGGAGACGCUUGGAAGCAGAAUAUUGCUUACACACCACUGCUUGUCCCUGGCACUGUGUUUAGUGUGUUUUUCCUGCUCAAUCUUUUCGUCUGGGCUCGUCAAUCGUCUGGAGCUGUGCCUUUUACUACUAUGCUUGCGCUUAUCAGUAUUUGGUUCUUGAUCUCGGUGCCUCUGUCUGUCGGUGGUUCGUGGCUGGGCUUCCGCGCUCCUGAGUCCACACCCCCUGUCCGCACCAACCAGAUCCCCCGCCAGAUCCCUCCGUCCACUGGUUAUCUCCGCCCUCUGCCUUCCAUGUUCCUCGUCGGCAUUCUCCCCUUCGGCGCCAUUUUCCUCGAGCUGUAUUUCAUCAUCAGCAGUAUCUGGUUUAGCAGAAUCUACUACAUGUUUGGAUUCCUGUUCCUCUGUUACGGUCUCAUGAUUGUAACCUCCGCUGCUGUUACCAUCUUGAUGGUUUACUUUGCACUAUGCGCGGAGAAUUAUCAUUGGCAAUGGAGGGCUUUCUUCACAUCUGGCGCAUCCGCCAUUUAUGUGUUUUUGUAUGCCAUGCUUUAUUGGGUGAGGACUUUGAGUUUUACGAGUUGGACCAGUGGGGUGCUUUAUCUGGGGUAUAGUGCAUUAAUCAGUGCGUUGUGGUUCGUGUUGACUGGUACCAUUGGAUUUGUGGCUACGUGGGCAUUUGUGUAUAGGAUCUAUGGGUCGCUCAAGAUUGAUUGA